CGGCCAGAGCUCCCCCAGACUCGGUGUUCCCCGCGAUCGUUUCUGUUGCCGCCGGUGCCCAAAGGGGCCUCCAGCCCAGCCUCCCCAGUCUUCGUGGCGCAACGGAAUCCUCCCGGCCUCGCCGCCAGCUCGGGGACAUGGAGACCCUCCCCGGACCCCGGACUCCCUUCCUCGAGGACACCGUCGCUCGGAUGCUCCUGCUCGGCUUGGUCCUCCUGCAGGUGACCGGAGCCUCCGGCAUUACAGAUGUAGUGGCAGCAUAUAAUUUAACUUGGAAAUCAACUAAUUUCAAGACAAUUUUGGAGUGGGAACCCAAACCCAUCAAUCAUGUCUACACUGUUCAGAUAAGCCCCAGAUUAGGCAACUGGAAAAGCAAAUGCUUCUACACCACAGACACGGAGUGUGACCUCACCGACGAGAUCAUGAACAAUGUGAAUCAGACGUACCUGGCCCGGGUCUUUUCCUACCCAGCUGAUGCCACCGAUUACGCUGGGGAGCCUCACUUUACAAAUUCCCCAGAGUUCACACCUUACUUAGAGACAAAGCUCGGACAGCCCAUGAUUCACAGUUACAAACAAGUUGGGACAAAACUGAAUGUGACCGUACAAGAUGCACGUACCUUAGUCAGGAUGAACGGCACAUUCCUAAGCCUCCGGGAUGUUUUUGGCAAAGACUUAAGUUACACACUUUAUUAUUGGAAAGCUUCAAGUACGGGAAAGAAAACAGCCAAGACAAACACUAAUGAGUUUUUGAUUGAUGUGGAUAAAGGAGAAAGCUACUGUUUCAAUGUUCAAGCAGUGAUUCCAUCACGGAAAGUAAACCAAAAGAGUCCAGAAAGUCUCAUCGAGUGUACUAGCCAAGAGAAAGAAAUGUUCCUCGUCAUUGGAAUGGUGGUGCUUGCAGUCAUCAUCCUGACCAUCAUCCUGGGGGUGUCCCUGUACAAGUGCAGGAAGGUGCGCAGGGAGCGAGGUUGGAAGGAGGGCUCCCCACUCAAUGCUGCAUAAAGAACACACCCUUGGAGCUGCCGACCACGGCACAGUUCAUGUUGCACUGCGACCAAGAACUUUGAAGAGAAUGGAAUAUAUGGAAACACAAAUGAGUAUUUUGGAGCACGGAGACUCUUGGGCUCAACAAUAGCUCUUUAUCCGACCUGUUCUCACAGUUAGCAUUCUGGUUUCGACAGCAGCAUUAGACGCUGUGGAAUGUAACGAACGGUACGACCCAUUCCAAGUUUUUAAAAUUUCUGUUUAACACUAUGACAUCCUUUGCACAUAUCAUGUUCUAGAAUGUAUAUUCUACACCCAAGAUGAAACCAGGUUGUCUCAUCAAAAACGAAUGAACAAAUGCCUUAAAACAAAAACAAAAAACUCCUGGGUAGACUUUUGGAAGGCUUUUGAGAAGCUGACUUCAAAUCACACAGGAGAGUAAAAUGGAAAUUGGGUGGACUUGUCUAACCUGUGUCUCUGCUUUUGUGAUAUAUGGUGUUUAGGGUCUUCUGCUGCUUCUUUUCUGAGUUCUCUUGGAGGUUCAAAACAAUUGGCAAACGUUUAUGUGAAUGUGUGAAAUGCAGAAGACUUCUUUUUGGGGCACAUUCCUAAAGAACCUUAGGGGUAGCACUUUAACUGACUUCCGUGCUGUUGAUUAAGCACUUGACAAUUAACUAUAUUUUUAUAAGACUACUAUACAAACCACAUAGAGUUUAUGAUUUAAGGUACUUCGAGCUUUUAUGGCCAAUAUUGUGUAUAUUUAUAUAUAUUUUAAGAGGUUUUAUACAUGGGGAUUAUCUAUUUAUAGAAGUAAUAUUGUUCUGUUUGUAUAUAUGGAGAUAAUUUAUUUAAUAUACUUUUAUAUAAAUAAAGGUGACUGGGAAUUUUG
Lynx canadensis (Canada lynx) is the source of this 1875-nucleotide messenger RNA. RefSeq names its product coagulation factor III, tissue factor (gene F3). Gene Ontology annotation, molecular function: protein binding. Bases 138 to 1004 code for a protein of 288 amino acids. Gene Ontology annotation, biological process: blood coagulation. The record is from RefSeq and is a predicted model, not a curated record. Gene Ontology annotation, cellular component: membrane. Lineage: Eukaryota; Metazoa; Chordata; Mammalia; Carnivora; Felidae. The transcript has 6 exons.